Trichosurus vulpecula (common brushtail) is the source of this 3176-nucleotide messenger RNA. RefSeq names its product CLN6 transmembrane ER protein (gene CLN6). Bases 214 to 1134 code for a protein of 306 amino acids. The record is from RefSeq and is a predicted model, not a curated record. The transcript has 7 exons. Lineage: Eukaryota; Metazoa; Chordata; Mammalia; Diprotodontia; Phalangeridae.
GCUGCCGGGCUUCUCGGCCGUGCGCGGGCGCGCUGCUCUCCCUUCCCUCUCAGACCCGCGGGAUCGCGCUCCCAGGCCGGGCUCGGCCGGGAUCCCGCUCGCCGGUUGCCGUUUCCCGGCCCUGCGGGCCGCAGAGAGGGAGAGGCCGCCGGCGUGCAGGCCGCGGUGGGGCGGGGAGCGAGCUAGCGAAGGCCGGAGGCGGGCCCGAAGGCCAUGGAGCCGUUGGCGCGGAGGAGGCCGCACGCGGGCGCGGGCUCCUCGGGUGGCGGCCACCCCGGCAGGCAUCCCACAGGCAAAGCUGAAGAUGGAUCUCGAACCUCUCCUUUCCAUCUUGACCUAUGGUUCUACUUGACAUUGCAGAACUGGAUUCUGGAUUUUGGCCGCCCCAUUGCCAUGAUAAUUUUCCCUCUAGAGUGGUUUCCACUGAACAAACCCAGUGUGGGAGACUACUUUCAUAUGGCUUACAACGUCAUCACACCAUUUCUCUUACUCAAGCUCAUUGAAAGGUCCCCCAAGACCCUGCCUCGAUCCAUUGUGUACGUCAGCAUCAUCACCUUCAUCAUGGGCUCCAGCAUUCACCUGGUGGGAGACUCUGUGAACCACCGCCUGAUCUUCAGUGGCUAUCAGCACCACCUGUCUGUCCGAGAGAACCCUAUCAUCAAGAACUUGAAACCAAAGACCCUGAUUGACUCCUUCGAGCUGCUCUACUACUACGAUGAAUAUCUAGGGCACUGCUUGUGGUACAUCCCCUUCUUCCUCAUCCUCUUUAUGUACUUCAGCGGCUGCUUCACCACUGCAAAGAAGGAGAGCAGGAUGCCUCGGUCAGCUCUGCUCUUGUUGGGGCCCAGCAGCCUGUACUAUUGGUACCUGGUCACUGAAGGGCAGAUCUUCAUCCUCUUCAUCUUCACCUAUUUCGCCAUGAUGGCAUUUGUGAUGCACCAGAAACGGAAGCGCCUCUACCUAGACAGCAACGGACUCUUCCUCUUCUACACCUUCUUCUUCACGCUCCUGUUUGUGGCCCUGUGGGUGCUGUGGCUGUGGAAUGAUCACACCCUCAGGAAGAAAUACCCCGGGGUCAUCUACAUUCCAGAACCGUGGGCCUUCUACACCCUUCAUAUCAGCAGGCACCCCUGACUUCCUCAGGGCCCGAAGCUAAGAGGGUUUUCUUGGGAGGGAUUUUGUGUGAGCAGUCUGUGAAGAAGAAGCCACCCCCUUCUGAGCCUCCCCCCAACAAAACAAAACAUGCUUCCCUCUGCCCUUCCUCUCCCCACCUCACCCUCACCCUGCAAACUAAGUGGGCUUGUGGUGUAUGUGUGUAAUGUUAGGUAUCCAUAUUUUGUUUUGGUCUUUUCAGGCUUGGGUUUAGUUUUAGGAAACACAACAUCACAGGGCUGAAAAUAGGCCUUGUGCAACAAUCUGCCUUGUACAAAAAGCCUUCCCAGGCCCAAUGGGUUUGCUGUAUUUGUGUUACAUGUUGUGAUUGUAAAAACCAGCCAACAAGAGGCGCCUGGGUAGGGACCCAUGGCCAGUGGCAUCUCAGGCGGCCUGAUGUAGAGGGGUUGGAGGAACCUCGGCUCCAGAGCCAUUAUCCUGCCAUGCCCCAUCAGCCCUGGACCUGAGGAGCUCUAGUACAUCUUCUCCAUAGGCAUGGAGUAGUCAUGCCCCUGUAGUCAUAGGAUAAUAGAGAAGGACUGGCUAAAGCCGAGGUGGUGCCUUGGAUGAGCUUGGCCCUGGUGGUGGAAGUCCUGAGUCCCGAGGGAGCUGGAAACGCAUAGAGAUGAUGAAGGCUGGGUGGGCACACAAGAGUAAAGAGGAGGGAUGAGGUUCCAUCCUGUCAGAGAUUAGGUUUUGCUUGGACCACUGGCUCAUUUCCAGGAUUCUUGUCCUGGUCUGUUAUGACAGGAACUGGGCAGUCUGCCAGCUCCAAGUGACCCAUGAGCCAAAUAAUUCCCUCCAAGGGGUCCAGCUCUUCUCCUCCUUGGUGGGGAUUAGGGUGAGGGUUGGGUCUGUAGAGUUGUUCCCCAACUCCAUGGGCAUCUUGGUCUUGUAAUAUAUUUCUUUUUAACCUUCAUGGUCUUUUGAGUUGGCAGAAGAGUUUUCCAGUGCCUCAUUGCUGGGAUGGAGGUGACCCUGGGUUCUUGAAGGCUCUAACAGGGCCUGCCACACCAGAAAGGUAAUGAGCUGUGCCACCCAGUCUGAGGACCAGCCAGUGGAAGCAUAGGGAGGGGCUCAUGACCACCCUUACCAGGUGGUUAAACGGUUUUGGCCACUAGUAAAUACAGUCUACUAAGGUGCGAAGGGGGUGGAACAUGGUAAUGCUGAUGACUUCUCACAUCUUUUGAAGUAAAUCAUCUUGAGUUCCAGGAAAACAAGUGAGUCUUGCCUCUGCUCCUCCUGCUGGGGGAAGCUGGGGAGGCUCUGGGGGCUAUCCCUGAAGUUUAGGGACUGCUGAGCUGCUGCCCAGCCCAGGGACACCUGGAGGCCCCUGGUCCACCCUCAGGCCAGGGCAAGCAGGGGGCAUUAACCCUUCUUUCCCCCUCCCUUCUAUGGAAGCCAUUCUUGAUUCUUUUACUUGAGAAUAGUGGUGUAAACCCUCUUUUCAGCCUAAACCAAACUUGAAGAAAUGGAAUGUCUAGUCUAAAGACUCGUUGCAAAAGUUGGAGUGGAGGUGGGAUAGGUAGAAACCUUCAUUGUUUAUCCUCACUCUUCCAGGAUGCAUUUAGGCAGCUACACACCAUCCUAAAAUGGUAGAGAGGGAAUGGGGGUGGAGAAGAGACUUGAUUCUCAGAAGGGGUGGCUUUUCAGCUCACCCCCGCACCCCCUACUUGUAGCCUUGGCCCAUCUGUGCUAUGCCCCCUGUCAUCAACUCAGUGGCCUCAGGCUUCCUCCUUGGGAAUCACGUCACGUUCUGAAGGCAGAUCCCUCCUUGUGCUGUUGGUCAGGCAGGCUCUGCCAUGCCUUGUUCUUCCCACUCAAGGCAAGGGCUCCCCCUCCCCCUCCUAUUAUACUCAGGUGAUCCAUGCCCUGUCAGGGUUCCCCUUAUCUAAUGGCACAUCUGGGCCCCAAGACUGGAUGAUUCCUCCCCCAUGCAUAGACUCACUGCCCCUGUCCCUAGCUGUAAAUAUCUUGGCAGCCAUGGCUGUAGUUAAUGGGAGUCUAAAUAAAUGUGUGUACUU